UAGUUGUUCUGGUGGAGGCGGGCGGGUCUAAUCUGAGAGGUGGGGCUUGAGACGCUCCUUUCACGAGUCCACACUGCGGCAUCUGAGUGGAAAAGUGUAGCACCAUGGCAUCUGUGUUAUCCUACGAAAGCCUGGUACACGCCGUGGCCGGAGCCGUGGGAAGCGUGACUGCUAUGACAGUGUUCUUUCCCCUGGAUACUGCUAGACUUCGCCUUCAAGUUGAUGAGAAAAGAAAGUCAAAAACAACACAUGCGGUGCUCCUGGAGAUAAUUAAGGAAGAAGGCCUCCUGGCACCAUACCGAGGGUGGUUUCCAGUUAUUUCCAGUCUCUGCUGCUCCAAUUUUGUCUAUUUCUACACUUUUAAUAGCCUCAAAGCAGUAUGGGUCAAAGGUCAACGUUCUUCUACAGGAAAAGAUCUGGUGAUUGGAUUUGUUGCAGGAGUGGUGAAUGUGUUGCUGACGACUCCACUCUGGGUGGUAAACACCAGACUGAAGCUGCAAGGGGCAAAAUUUCGGAAUGAAGACAUCAUACCAACUAACUACAAAGGCAUUAUGGAUGCAUUCCACCAGAUUGUCCGCGAUGAGGGGAUCUCAGCUCUGUGGAACGGCACCUUCCCCUCCUUGCUGCUGGUCCUCAACCCUGCCAUCCAGUUCAUGUUCUACGAAGGCUUAAAACGGCAGCUUUUAAAGAAGCGCAUGAAGCUCUCCUCUCUGGAUGUCUUCAUCAUUGGAGCAGUAGCCAAAGCGAUUGCCACCACAGUCACCUAUCCCAUGCAGACAGUGCAGUCGAUUCUGAGGUUUGGACGUCAUAGACUAAAUCCAGAAAACAGGACACUGGGGAGUCUCCGGAAUGUUCUCUAUCUUCUUCACCAGCGAGUCAAACGCUUUGGAAUCGUGGGACUCUACAAAGGCCUCGAAGCCAAGCUGCUCCAGACGGUGCUCACGGCUGCCCUCAUGUUCCUGGUGUACGAGAAGCUGACAGCUGCCACCUUCACCGUUAUGGGCCUGAAGAGCUCACACAAGCACUGAGCUCCGCCCACAGGACAGUGCGGAGAUGCGCGUGCUGCACAGAGAAGAGGCCAGGUGCUCCUUUCCCUCAGGCUCCAUCCACACCGCAGACAUUCCUGGCAUCGGCUGGAAAGGCACGAAAGGCUAAACAGCGAGUAUAGACAGCUAAGCCUGUUGCCAACUUGAUUUCUUAUGGUGUUCGGUUGGAUUUGGGGGGAGACGUUAGACUAAUUUGAAAACCUGAAAGUGGAAGUUUGUGGGUGUUCAUUAAUUGUUCUCAAGGGGAAAUGGACUUUGCAUCUAAAGCUUUUGUCAACUUUGCCACUUGUUUUCUUUCCCUAAAUACCCUUCCAGACGAUUCAGAAACAUUUCUCCUCAGAUACUUCUGUGUGUCUUAACCUUGGUAAGGAGUUCCUCGCUGAAACUAACAUCAUGCCUGUGCCGUGGGCGCAACUUUAUUUCUCUUUGACUCUCUUCAUUCUGCUUAAAGAGAGUUAAGUGAGCUGUUUAUUUUUGGGGGGAAAUGAAAAUGAUUAAUUCUAAAUGAUUUUCUUAAAAUUUGUAAAUGUCAUUAUCCAUUAGUGUUUGACAUGUUUUUUUUAAAUACAUAUUUAUUUGAAUUGUCUUUUA
Acomys russatus (golden spiny mouse) is the source of this 1637-nucleotide messenger RNA. It is a transcript of the gene Slc25a17, whose product is annotated as solute carrier family 25 member 17. The record is from RefSeq and is a predicted model, not a curated record. The transcript is spliced from 9 exons. Lineage: Eukaryota; Metazoa; Chordata; Mammalia; Rodentia; Muridae. Gene Ontology annotation, cellular component: peroxisomal membrane. Gene Ontology annotation, biological process: transmembrane transport. Bases 105 to 1028 code for a protein of 307 amino acids. Gene Ontology annotation, molecular function: FAD transmembrane transporter activity; coenzyme A transmembrane transporter activity; FMN transmembrane transporter activity.